Caenorhabditis angaria is the source of this 436-nucleotide messenger RNA. The record is from the annotation of a GenBank genome assembly. Lineage: Eukaryota; Metazoa; Nematoda; Chromadorea; Rhabditida; Rhabditidae.
AUGGAUAAAAAACGAACUCAAAGUGGAUUGAUCUGUUUUCUUCAAGGAAUGAUUGGAAAGAAAAUAUGUGUUGAAAUGAUGAACGAAGUUUAUGUUGAUGGUGAGCAUUUUUUCAGAAAGUUCAGAAAAAAAACGAAAUCAUUAAGGGAUUUUGGAAGAUGUGGAUUGUUAUAUGAAUUUGAAAAUGAAAAAUGUUGAAAUUAUUCGAGAAAAUGGAAAACAAGAAGUUGAACAGUUUGAAAUUAAAGGAAAACAAAUCAGGUAAAUCUAUUGAAUUUUUUUUAGAAAAUAUUAAUGGAUGAGUUUUAGAUUUGUGCAUUUUGAAGAUUCCGUCGAUUCUCAAAAUAUAAUUCGAAAACAAUUAAACAAAAAUCGGAUGUCAAAUAAGCGACUCGAUCAACAACAAUCGAAUUCGAAUAGGACAACUUUUGAAUAA